CAUCAGGGUUUGUUGCGUUGGUCUUUCGUUGUCGACGUAGUACGGGUGCCCAUGAAUUCAAGGAGCAAAGAGAAGACCUGUGGAAUCCCAAUCAUUGAUGCCAUGGAGACGAUACCCUGGCUUUUAUGCUUCUUCUCCAAUUUCCAACCAUAAGACGAGAUCUUUGUUAGUCUUAACGUAGACAUCUAUAAUUCUUAGGAUGAGAAUAUCUGAUCGAAUGUGUGCAUAAGGUCGCUUUAAGGGGCAUAGUGUAGCUGGUCGGGCUUGAAUCAUUUCAAUUUCCAUGAAUGCUAUGCUUCUGUAUCAUAUACGUUAAACUCAACAUCAAGUUCAUGAUAUAUGCAUACCAAGCCUUGAUGCAACCUUGGACCCUGAAGUUAGGAAGAGAAAGAGGUUUGGGAUGAUAGUCCCGUUCAUAGAAAAUGUAUACAUAAAGUUUUAUUUAUUAAUCAUCAAGUAGGUUAUAUGUUUUUCAUAUGCAUUAAUUACCAAAAUGCCUUUGAUAAGGAAAGCCAAGAACCACCCUUCUCGUGAGGACAGAAAUGGAAAGGAAAAAACAACCUUUAAAAGGAUGAAAAUGCUUUCUUCUUAUAGAAUCAUGAGGUGGUGGCUUAUGAAGGGUCAAACAAUGAUGUGAGCAAUCGACUUCGAACAUCCACCAUGUUUUGCACGAAUUGUCUGUUAGAAUUUCCAAAUCGGUAAAAAAAAAAUCAUUUCUAAAUGCAUAAUUGGUGAUUUUUUCAGGUGAAUAGGAAAGGCCUAUCAUCCAGCAAGGCGGAUAAGUUUUCACUCAAUCCCUUGUCUUCUUGAGGUACAAGGCUUGCUUUCAGUAUCUUGAGAUAUUGCUCCUGCAAUGCUUCAACUUAAACAUUGGUGAUCCAAAGAGGUUGAUGCUUCUCAUAGUCAAAAUAAAAACUUUGGUGCCAAGCCAUGAGACUUUUUAUUUUUGUUUACUUACAUGACAAAACUUGAUCUUCAUUAAGCAGGGUGUCCACUGAUUACAGCAAUAUAUUGAUAAUAGUUUAUGAAACGUAACAUUUUAAUAAAGGUUUUCAAUGAUAAGCAACGGAUUAGUAUCCAGAGAGAACGCUAAUUUCUACCAAGUAGCAGGGUGUGUCUUUUUUCAUUAUCUUCAAAAAACAAACCUUGAGAGAGUAUUAUUUGCAUCACCAGCGCUUAGGAUCAUGCAUGUGACUAUAUAGCUAAAACCCCAUGCAAUUUGUAUAGUAGGAGGGAAAUUAAGCUUGGGCAAAUCAUGCAUAUCUUUUUUCCUUUCGUUCCAAGAGAAAGAUGAAGAUGUGAGGAAUGGUCAUGACUUGGCUACACUAAAGAAAAUUCUCUCUUUCUUUUUUUCGCUCACAUAUAUACCUUAACUGGCGGCCUCCAAUAAUUUAUAAAGUAAUUACAUACAUACAUACAUAUAAAGCUAAACACUUACUUUAUAAAAACUACAUACAUACAUACAUACAUACAUACAUACAAAGGUUAAGGUUAGAGGUUAAGGUUAGCAUGUUCACGGUUGAUAAUAUAAUGACUUGAAUCUUGACCAACAAUAACGCAUGCGCCUAGUCUGGCUGCACUUGACCCCUCUUGGCUUCGGUUCUCACACUAAAGAAUCUAGGAACAUGGGCGAUUGUUGAACUUAAGUUUGAUAAUAGUCAUAACAAUUUGGCACAAAAUUAACCAUGUUUCCCUAGUUUGGUGGAUUUGAAGGCCCUCUGGUUAGCUAGCUCAUUAAUUUCAAUUCCUAUUGAGAAAGCUAAAGGGAGAAUUAUUGAUUGUAGGCCCCAUGCAUUUAUAAAGUCUUCAUCUUUUCUCAAGACGUACGAUCAAUAAUAAUCUAUUUGUACGUUCUCUGUACUUUGACAGACAAACCCAUAGUUACCGACAGCCUCUAUGUCGGUGAGCAAGAGUAUUUCAUCCUACCACAACAAAAUGCCGGCAACUUCUACCCUUCCCCCCAAUCCCUCCAGAGUACUCUACCUGCUUUCGGUGCUUAAGGGUGACACCAUGCUAUACUUCAUACCGCCCUGCUUUCGGUGCUUAAGGGUGACACCAUGCUAUACUUCAUACCGCCCCUAUGAAUAUGAACGUAAUUAAUGGUUUUGACAUUUAGUGUACCAAUUUUCAACAUAUUCACGACUACCCUACCUUUUGAUUGACAUAUCAUUCCCCAUCUUGUGUACUAACUAGUAAUUGCUGGCAAGACAUUUUAUCCUACGUAAGACCUACCCAAAUUGGUCGUUUCUUUCGGUUCUUGUGGGCUUUGAACUAAUUAAUAACUCGAGACAUCUAGUUGGCAUUCAUAAGUUUCCUUUCCAAAACGGAUGCAAUGCUUCUCAUCAUAUAAGACCAACUUUUGGUAUAAACUCAAUUAUCAAGAAGCUUAGUUUCAAUCAUAUUUGGACAGACAGUAGCUUUAGGAAAAAAUAGAAAUUUUGGUAAAUGGCACGACCACCUAUAUCCCCAAAAUAGAACAAUAAGUCACAGGACCAGUGAGGGGAUUCUUCCGCAAUUUUCAAAAAAUUUUCUGGAGGAGCCCUCAUUCACAAAUUUCCAUAUUCAAAGGGACACUCUUAUAUAUAAGAGAGAAACUAUUUGAAAAUAAAAAUAAAGAAACAUUGAGGGGCUGGUGUAGUAUGUGGCUCCGCUCCCCCACUGCUUCAAGCCCUUUUGAAUGGUAAUUGUGAUACAGAGACGAUACAAUACUGUUUUCAUGAUUUAAGCUUGUUUUCAUGAAUUUAACUAAGGGGAUCAUCUUACCAGGAAGGUCAUCAAACUUGUUGUAGUUUCUUGCAGACAUCCUUCGUUGUGAGUCGGUGCCCGCUAUCUUCGCCGGCUUGGCAGGGAGUCAAAUCCAUGACAGCAAAAAAGAUUAACUGACAAGACCUACGCACUGUCUCCAACCCAUUUUGCAUCCCUACAAACUCUUUUGUGUCUGCCAUGAACUGAAUUUCUGGCUGUUUGAGAUAUCAGAUCUCAAAAUUGGCAUAGCAUUUCGAGGGACAAAAGAUUAGGCCGCAGUGUUUGCCUGGUCUGCCGUUAAAGGGCACACCAGCCACAUUGAUAGCAACAAGUGAUCUAGCUUUGCGAAUGGUAGCUCAGUUGCCAAUGUUUCAUGUGGUUGGAAUUGAAAGUGAGAAAACUUGGGGUUGCUUAUGCAACUUGCUCUUUCACCAAAGCCAAGAAUCGGCUACAAAUGAUCUUGUGAUCUACUAAAGUGGGAACUGGACAUAGUGACUCUUGGGAACUACUUUAGCUACAUUGCACUUCAUGUGUGUGGGCACAGGGGCGGACUGAGCUAUGUCGCCAGUAAUGAGCUAUGUCUCAUUACUGGCGAGAGUUUGUCGCACUGCGCUGUCUGAAAGAAUCGGCCCGUGAUAGCUGGUAUCAGAGCCCAGAUUUUGCUCAAUCUGGAGAAGCGAUUGGAGAGGGACUUGCAGAACGUAGUAGAAGAGGACUUGAAGAUCAAGAUCGCAACAAUGUUGUUAGAGGGAGAUGUUGUGGCUUGGUGGAGAUGCAAAAUGUUAGACAUUGAGAACGGGGACUGCACGAUUCGUACCUUCGUCGACUUAUGCAAACAGUUGAAGGGAUACUUCAUGCCCGUGAAUGCUGAAAGACACGCCUAUAGGUUGGUUGCAAACCUGAAACAGACUUGAAACAGACUGGUGCCUUGAGAUAUAUCUGGGCCUAUCAAAAGGUCAUGUUGAAUGUGUCUAUGAUGCCAGAAAAUGACAAACUACACUGGUUCAUCAUAGGCUUCAAUCUUGGGCCCAAGCCAACAUAGAGAGAUCGAAUCCUGAGACCUUAGAGCAGGUCUAUGUGGCAGCCGAGCACUUGGCCGACACCCAACGCAGAAACUACACAGAUACCUUCAAGUCUACGAAGGAGUCUGACCACGGCGGUAAGAGGGAGGAAUGUCGAGACAACAUAAAUGAAUCAUUAUCCCAGAAGCCAGCCAACAGAAAACCCUUCUUUCGCAAGGACAACAAUGGGCCAUCAAGAGAAAUGACUUGUUGGGUCUGCGGAGGAGAACACCCUACCGAACAUGCCAAUGUCGCGAGGGCCACCGAAGGCGGGACUGAAGAAGGGGAAGAAUCGAGGAUUGGUGCACUUCAGCUUCUCAACUCACUGAAACGUGAAAAGAAAGCCAAGGUGACGACGCUUCCAGGGAACUCAUGUAUAUUGAGAUUCUGGUGAAUGGAACGCCUACAAUGGCUAUGAUAGAUACGGGUGCCACGCACAAUUUUGUCUCAGUUGUGAAGGCGAGGAUAUUAGGCCUCACCCUUGAGAGGGGAGAGUUGCACAUGAAAGCAGUCAACUCAGAGGCAAAACUCAUCCAUAGAGUGGCUCGUGAUGUGGUUGUGAAGAUUGAGAGUUGGUCAGAAAAGCCAACUUCUCCGUGGUCCCGAUGGAUGGUUACUAGAUGAUUCUCGGCAUGGAGCUCCUUAGUGCAGCGAAGAUGGUCCCGAUGCCACAUUUGUGUAGUGUCAGCAUUAUGGAUGAGAAGUCUCCUUGCAUGGUGCCAACGGUAACACUGAGAAAAGACAAGGGUAAGGUCGCGAUGAUAUCUGCGCUUCAAUUGAACAAAGGCCCGAAGCACGACAACGGGAUGGACUUGGUGGCAACUAGGGAAGUGUCUAAAAACUCUCCUAGUUUGGUCCCAGAGGCGCUUACGCCUGUCUUAGAGGAAUUCGCUUGGACAAUGCCUGUGAAGCUCCCUAGAUAGCGGCCACCUCGACAUAUAGUGGGCCAUGCCCCUACAAAAUUAAGGAAACUUGUAGAUCAAAGACGAGGGUCGAUGGAAUUUCGAGGCGGCAACCAAGUCCUCGUGAAGCUUUACGCAGACUGGGCAGACAUCUUUCGUGGGCGACACCGUGCACAUAUCAAAAAGUAUGAAGGGCCAUUUACUAUGGUCCAGAGAAUGGGAAAGCUAGCGUACAAGUUAGAUCUCCCGCUAGACUUCAAGGCGCAUCAUGUGUUCCAUGUCCGCAACCUUCAACCCUUCUAUGCUGACGCUGAAGACCCGGAGAGAAGCUAGUCGCGGCGAGAACCAAUCUUGCAACGAGCUGCUUCGACCCGGAGGACCAUCGACCGACAGUUGGACCAGAUCCUUCGGCACAACAUAACUACCUUGGGGAACCGAAGCUGAUACUUGGUCAGGUGAGUAGACGAAGACCAGCCAACUUGGGAGUAUGUCUUUCGUUUGAAGCAAAGCCAUAAAAGAAGUCAAGGUCUACCACGAAGCUGCUAGCGUCGAGGAAGGCGCUUGAUUUGAAGGGUGGAGCAUGUUCCCCUAUGUCUAGAGUCUGUAUAGUCUUUUGCUUUGCAAUGUACUUUCUUUGCUUAUGUGGAGUUUUGGUGUAAGCUCUAGUGUUCACCUGUACCGGCUCCCAAAAUGGCCCUAAGUGUAAUAUGAGGAUUCUUUGUUUUGGAUGGUCGGCAUGAGAAUUCUGUAAGCGGCUUUGGUCAUCCCUUGUAAGUAAAGUGUAAAUGCUUACUUGUUUUUCCUCGUGAUGUACUCAUAUGCUUAAGUGAAUAUAUUGCGAGUUUUCUUUCCUCACUCUUGUGCAUUUUGUGUCUUGCGUUUUUUAAAAGCGUUCAAGUGAUUUGCGCCCACUUGAACGAGGCGAAGGCUUGCGGCUUACUAGCGAGGGUUUGCCGCGCCGCGCAGUCCGAAAGAGUCGGCCCGUGACACCUAUGGUAUUAAUUAGUUUUGUAUCUCGAAGUUCAAAGAAAGCACUUGCUCACCAUGAUUAGCAAAAUAUGACUACAAAAACAUGCUAUUUCAAAUAUUUAUUUGUAAAAUAGUAUUAUAUACACUGAUAACUCUACUAUCGUUAUUCCUUUUAUACUUAUUCCUUUUAUACUUAUUUAGAAAAACCUUUUAGUGUAUUGUUAGAUAUGCAUCGAUGCCCACCCCUGAGAUCUUUUAUGUGAAAUUUUGUACCUUAGUAUAAGUAAAUUAUAUAUGUUGAUUGAUUUUUUUUUCUUAAUAUUUACUUAGGAGAAAUUGCCCUGAGUAUAAAACCCUCAAAGCUAUACCCUUAUAUUUCUAAGUUUUUGGCGUGCUUUAAGGACUUCGCUGGAUCAAUGAUAUAUCUUUUAAUUCAAGUACCGUGUUUAUCACCGUUUGAAACCUAAAAGAGUAGCACAUUAAAACGUGAUAAUAAUCACAAGAUUCGAACUUCAGAUAAUACGGGCCACCUUGCCACCUGGUUGUGCUAGGCCCAUUGAGACAUAUGUUAAUGGACUUGCAUUGGUUUCUUUAUAAGCUCUAUCUAUGUCAAAUAUCUUUAUACAGGCUCACUUGGGUACAUAUAUUGGCUGAUGGAAUCUAGGGUAAGAACCGGAUCCGAACGAAGAAUUUUAUACCAAUAGGCGUCAAGCACGUAGAGGGGAGCCAAAACCUUAACCGAAUUAACAUAUGAGGCUUUAUCAGAAUCAGUUUAGUUCCUUACCCAAUUCCGCAUAUUAAUGUACCCGACCCGAACUGAAUUGGAGCCCGCCCAUGUUCCCGCCAAUGUUCCACGCUUGUUAGAGAAAUUAGCGCUCGUGAGCUAACACCGAUGAGCACCUAAAUAUCAAGGCCAAUCACUGCAGUAAAGACUACUACUAAAACGUGACCAGGACUCGAGUUCCAUUCCAUGUCCUUCUGCUUUCUCCCCUCCCUCCCGGAAUCCGUCCCUCAUGGCGUCCUCUUCGACGCAAACUCUGUAUCGAUUCCUUAUCAAUUCAGCAAUCCAACGGUGCCGAUCCAGCAAUCGGCUGUGCCGGGUUUCAAUCGUCGUCAAGAGAUGUCUUGAUCUCGACCUAAGGAUCUCAGUAUCGGAUACUGGAGAUAUGAUCGACUUAUCAGAGUUUCAAGUUUUGGGCAAUCAUGAAUUCUGCGGUUUAUGGGAUGGAGUUCUGUCAAUUGCUACAACGGAUGUACAUGAAAAAGAGAUCUAUAAUUACCGUGUGGAUGCAUUUCAAACUACCUCCGCAAGCAAAUUUGUAAGAUUGCCAUCGACAUUGAAAAAAAGUGUCGAAUUCAGUGGUACAGAUGUAUCUCUCACCACCAAGGACGACAAAGAUAUUUGUGUGGCAUGGAUGAUGCAAUUUUGCAGGAAGAUGCUCAUAUUGAAGAUCCCGAGCAUCACGGUUGAAUUGAUUGUGGAACACAUGGUUGGUUCCACCUCUAGCGAUACUUUAGUAUUAGCAAGUGAAGGUGUUACCUUACCGUUAUCAACUUCCAAUAUUGAGCGGCUUUCCCUUGGCAUGGAAGAUUAUGUUUUCAAGCACAGAAAUUCUACUGAUAUGGGUUGCUGGAGAUGCUAUCCGAACAGAGAAAAUUUGAAGAUUGGAACUGGUCUAGCAUAUGAGAUGGAAAAUCUGCCGAAUGAUAAUCAGAUGGUAGAGGCGGUAAUCGUGGUUGCAACUGUGCCAGAUUAUUCAGAAUCUGAUUGCUCACUCGAUUCCGUCGCAAAGGUUUUAUAUUUCGAGAACUUUGUGCCAUGCUCAAUGCCUACAGCAUUAUUAGGUUCACUGGCAAGAAUCAAUUGGAAAGAUUAUGGCUUGGCUAUCAAGUCCCAUCUAGUGGAUGACCAUGGUGACGCGGUGAUCGAGUGGGAGAACUUACAGCCAUUUACAACUGUGGAGCUUGCGCUCCAUUGUUACCAUAAAAAAGUUAAGAAAUUGGGGACACACAAGAAAAGACUCCCAGAAAGAAGUCUCGUCAAAAAUGCAAUGAAGCUUUCCCUUGAUGAUCUAAAGGCAAAAUAUCCAGGGUUGUUCCUCAGCCCCCACGCUGUCAAGAUAAAGAAGCAUGUCCCUGAACUUUCAAGGACAAUUGCAGGACUAAUACUAUCAUCUAAUGAUGAUCAUUUCACCAAAGAAUGUGCCGUGCUUCUUGGUAUCCAGCCUUCAGAUCUUGGUAAGGAAGGCAGAGUGGAGUCCUGUGUUAGGGAGAGGAUCAUGAGCAUCAUCGAAAUGAACGACAUCAAUCCAAGGAAAAGAGGAAGAGAGGAAGCAAAUCUCCUGUUCCAUGAGGGCGGCGGUAACAGUGGAGAUGAUGAAGGUGAAUGCCUCUAUGAGAAUGAUUAUGAUGACGCCUCUCUGAGUCAAUCAAGAACUUGAAACGAUCCAUGUGCACUCAAACCAUGUUGCCGAUUCUCAAUAAGAAGGUAAGUGAUGGGUUGCAGUUGGCUAGCCAAGCUUGCCAUGGAAUGGAAAAGGAGGUCACCUGUUUGGACAUGACCUGGCAUCCGCCGUAGAACAUAAUUGUAAAUCUUGUAAUUGACGCGUUUCUAUCAAGUGGUAAUUGUAUAGUAAUUGAUCAUUUUUUUUCUCUUAGUACUGGCGAUAUGAAGCAGAAGACUACGCUGCUUGAGAAACCUACCUGUUUCGGUGGCCUCAUGCUUGAUUGUACAAA
Messenger RNA from Nymphaea colorata (pocket water lily), 8413 nucleotides. RefSeq names its product type 2 DNA topoisomerase 6 subunit B-like. Gene Ontology annotation, cellular component: condensed chromosome. The transcript has 12 exons. The record is from RefSeq and is a predicted model, not a curated record. Gene Ontology annotation, molecular function: protein-macromolecule adaptor activity. NCBI's taxonomy places the organism in Eukaryota, Viridiplantae, Streptophyta, Magnoliopsida, Nymphaeales, Nymphaeaceae. Gene Ontology annotation, biological process: meiotic DNA double-strand break formation; reciprocal meiotic recombination. The coding region runs from base 6691 to 8118 and encodes 475 amino acids.